Molecule: messenger RNA, 1255 nt
Organism: Daldinia loculata
Lineage: Eukaryota; Fungi; Ascomycota; Sordariomycetes; Xylariales; Hypoxylaceae
Exons: 2
Coding region: 302-1081 (259 amino acids)
Source: RefSeq, a predicted model, not a curated record
UGGCAAUGCAGCAACGAUCUUCCCGUCUUAUUUCCAUAUCUACCCUAGACAAUCAGUCAGCACCAGCGCAGGGUAGAAUAAAGAGAUAACAUACAUAGGUUACGACCCGUCCAAUAUCGUCCAAUAUCGCUCAAUAUCGCGGUCUCGUGUGGGUUCUUAGACUCUUUAUAAUACCUUGUCUUCAUUUUCUGACUAUCGUAUAAUUUUGAACACUGAGGGAUAGAGUGGCGGGGACUACCAUCAUAACUUCAAUCCUUUCUCUUCAACGUGCACAUAUCUGUGUACCUAACUAAUAAUUAUCAUGGACUUGAUGAGCACAUCGGAUGGGCCUUGUUGGCCUCUGGCGCAUUUAAAAGGAGAUACUGGAUCGGGGAAGUCGGUCAAUUUUAUCUCGCCUAUCACACCGUCGCCCGAAGUCAAAGAGUAUGCGGUAUUAGAGAACGAGCACGAGGAAGACGAAAGGAGAGUUCCUAGUCCCUUCCUAGCCCUUCCCAUAGAGAUCCGUCUCGAGAUCUUUAAGCACCUGCUAGUUUUACCACCAGAUGCUCCCCCUCCUUCGCAGAAGACAUACUACCGGUACGGGCAACAUCGGACGCCGCCGCUGCUACACCCGGCAAUCCUGCGCGCAAACCGGCAGCUGCACGCCGAGGCACUGCCUCUCCUAUAUCGGCGCAACACUUUCCUAGCGCACAACACAUUGCUAACAACGCUUCCCCGGCUACGCCGCGCCUACGACCCCGUGCUCUCAGCGCAUCUCUCCGGCCUUAUAACCCGUUUCUACGUGUGCGUGCGACUGGACGCGGAGCCAGGCUACGACCGCGCGCAGGCGGCGAUGCAACUGAGUAACAAGGAGGAGGUUAUUAUCGAUGCAUGGCAAGCCGCAUGGCGCGGCUCGGGCCCGGAUGCGUUACGUCUGUUCGAAGACGUACGGGGUGUGCGUCGUGCAAGGGUUACUGGGAGCGUCGGCGGGUUCGAGGAUUACGCGAGGUGGCUAGAGGGUGCGAUGAUGCGCGAGCCUGGGAUUGAGAUUGAGCCUUUCUCCUGGGAUGCUGGUCGAGGGUCUGAAGGGAUGAGCAUAUAGCUUAUUGCAACUGUAAGAGGAGCAAUCUAGUGUAAAGGGAUGCUAUCAAGAUGGUUGCCUCGUUAGGUAGUCGGCCAACAACGCAACAUUUUGUUCUGUUUAGCUGAGUUAGAUAAGACCCAAUCUGUUAGAUGGUAGCUGGCUUUUGGUUCUGGUCGGAAUGUUAUUGGCUGU